CCUUUCAGAGCGUCAGCGACACAUCUUCGGCUGAAUAAAAGGUGUCCGCCAAGAUGUUGCCGGAGAAGAUGCUGUUCCACGUGAUGCUGCUCUUCUGCAUGGUUGUGGUGGCCACCGAGGGCAAGAAGAAGAAGAAGACCCGCAAGAACGCCGAAGAGCCUGAGACCGCGCCUCUUAUUGAGGCUGGCUUCAACAUGUGCGACAUCCAGACACCAGAGGUCAUCUACUGCUACUGUGACAUCCUCGACAUGGACCAGGCUGAAGAGGGCAACUGCUGGAUCUUCAAUGACAUGUCCAAGAACGAAUACAUCUGGGAAGGUUUUGUAUCUCAGACCAAGAUCAAGAGACUGACGCUGCACCUGCGACCGGACGGCACCCUCAAGACUAUCCCCACUGUAGCCAUCCAGCACCUACCGGGGAUUGAAAUGUUCGAGGUACAGUACGCCACCAUCAGCACUGUCCACGCCUUCAGCUUCGGGAACUCCUCUUCCCUGUCCAAGGUGUCUCUGUCCAGGAACUCCAUCUUCACGCUAGCCCGCAACGCCUUCACGCACCUGUCUUCCCUGGACACGCUCUCCCUGGGGGAGAAUCACAUCACCGAGGUCAACCGCCACGUUUUCGUGGACCUGCCGAAGCUCACUAAGCUCUACAUCGACCGCAACAACAUCACCACCGUCCACGAGCGAGCCUUCCAGGGCUUACACAGCCUCAUCGAGCUUGAGCUCUUUUCCAACCAGAUUCAGGUGAUCACUCCUGAUACUUUUAAGGGCCUACGGUCACUGGAACGCCUCGACCUUCACAAGAAUCGCAUUGAAGUUAUCGGUGACAAGACCUUCCGAGACCUGCAAGCGUUACGGGUUCUGGACCUGCAGGAGAACUCUCUAAAGUACAUUGCUCCUAAGGGCUUCCUUGGACUUGACCAGCUGCAGCAGCUCAACCUCCAGGACAACAAGCUGCUGUCGCUGGGUCCAGAGGUUUUCAAAAUGGCUUCAAAAAUCCACCACCUGGAUAUUCGCGCGAAUGUGUUGGAGACCCUCACUCUUGAGAGCGUCCAGCCCCUCAUGGACAACCUUAACAACGACACCAUGCUGUUCUUCAUCGAAGGUAAGUACACAAACACUUCCAAACCUUAUGAACAGCCUCAACAACGACACCAUGCUGUUCUUCAUCGAAGGAAACGGACGCGAAUGGUUCUAGCAGACAACCCUGAGGCAUCGUCUGGAGAACUUGUGCACACGAAGGCCGGAGUGAAGCCGUCCGUGUGA
Molecule: messenger RNA, 1265 nt
Organism: Cherax quadricarinatus
Lineage: Eukaryota; Metazoa; Arthropoda; Malacostraca; Decapoda; Parastacidae
Source: RefSeq, a predicted model, not a curated record